CUCUCUCUCCACCCCCCCCCCCGCCCGGUGGUGAUAAUGAGGGCGCCUGGCUAUGGACAAGUUUUCUUUUAACCUCGAGUGACAGCUACUAUUGGGGAUGAUGGGAAUCUUGAAUUUCAGCCCCUGUCCUAGAAGCGAGUUCGAAAGGAUUUUUGCUCGGGGCUAAGUAGGUAACCUCAAGAGUAAAACAAAUCCACCUAUAACACUGUGCUUUCUACAAUAACAUUGCCAGGCAAUCCUUUAUGUGCCUUAUUCUUUCUGUUGGAGGACAGCAAGAUGAAUCUUUUUAAAGCUUGUCCUGAUAUUAUCUAAAUUUAGAGGAAUGUGGGCUGCCAAAAGCAUCUAUCGAAUCCCAAGACAAUGGAUUUACUUCAAGCAGGCUGCACUGCAGAAUACUCUGUUCCUUAAAAUCCAGAAGCUUGAGAGUGAUGCUGAUCAUUUCUGCGUUUUCCAAGCUCUCCGUGUUUUCACCACAUGCAGUGUCUCCCGAGUUCAGAAUACAUGGUUGGUGAUGGAUAUGGCAACAGCUGUCAACGGAAAGGGAGACAAUACAGCUUUUGACAAAGCAUCGAAAGCACCACAUGGUGGAAGACAGCAUGAGUUAGAAGCAAAAAUGAAUCAUCUCAAUUUGUCAUUUGCAGCCUGUGGGUUUCUGGGGAUAUACCACUUGGGGGCAGCAUCUGCUCUUUGCAGACAUGGUAAGAAGUUAUUGAAGGUUGUGAAGGCCUUUGCAGGAGCUUCUUCGGGAUCUUUGAUUGCCACUGUUCUUUUAACGGUGCCAGAAAAUCUAGAGGAAUGUACAGAAAUUAUCUAUGAAUUUGCAGAAGAUACUAGGAAACUAUAUUUUGGAGCACUGACACCAGGCUAUGAUGUCAUGACAAAGCUGAGGGGCUGCAUUGAUUCGAUUCUCCCUCCCAAUGCUCACGAGAUAGCAGAAAAUCGCCUCUUUGUAUCAGUCACAAGUGCUAAAAAUGGAAAAAAUCAUUUGCUUUCAAAUUUUGCUUCCAGGGAGGAUCUUGUUAAGGCCCUCCUAGCCAGCAGUUUCAUUCCUUUGUAUGCAGGAAUCAAUGCAGUGGAUUAUAAAGGACAGAAAUGGCUUGACGGUGGCUUGACCAAUGGCCUCCCUAUCCUGCCAGUCGGCAGAACAGUGACUGUUUCUCCAUUUUGUGGUCGACUUGACAUCUGCCCACAAGAUAAAGGACUCAUGGAUGUCUACGCUAAAGUUGCAAAACAAGACUUAAUGUUGUCCACAGCCAACUUCGUAAGGCUCCGUCAGGCACUGUUUCCACCAAGCCAAGAGAAAAUGGAAUUGCUGUACCAAGAUGGAUAUGACGAUGCCAUACAAUUUUUACUGAAGGAAAACUGGUUUGAAUAGAUUUUCUGUGUCGAAAAUUAACGAAGUCUGAUGGCUGUCAGAGCAAAGCUACAAACAUUCUGCAGAGCCCAAGGGAUUGCUGUCACAAUUUCUGUUUAUCUAAAACGAAUACCAUAGGAGUUGCAUCUGUCGCUGUCAGACAAGUGUUUAUAGGUGUGCUGGAUGGAAUUUGUAAACGGGUUCAAAUGCAUUGAAAUUGUACUUCUAUAGUUAGAGGAUCUGCUUUUUUAGAGCAGGUUAAACUAAUAAAAUCCAAGGGUAAUUUUGUGUACUAUAUGAGUCUAGUACAGUAUGAAAUAAUAAUUCAAGAAAUGCUGAAAUAUGAUUUGCCGACAUUAAUCACAUUUAAGAUAUAGGUUCAGAUUGUGGCCUGAAAAUAUGCACUGUCUGCAGAGAGUUGCAUAGUCACGUUCUUUCGCAAGUAAUCCUAUUUGUUUGUGCCCAUUAAUUGACUUAUUCAUUUUGGUUUUUAAAUCUGUUCUCCCCCACCCACCCCAGUGUACUCUCAAGCAUGAACUCUAAUUACAAAGAGACUGUGGGAGACAAAACAGCUUAAUUGCAUAUCUUUUAAUUGUUAUGCAUAUGUGUUUUGCCAUUAGUACAUCUUGUUCUUCAAAUAAAUUGCAUAACUUUUUACAUUUUGA
Elgaria multicarinata webbii is the source of this 2019-nucleotide messenger RNA. It is a transcript of the gene PNPLA4, whose product is annotated as patatin like phospholipase domain containing 4. Gene Ontology annotation, biological process: lipid homeostasis; triglyceride catabolic process. The coding region runs from base 323 to 1375 and encodes 350 amino acids. The transcript is spliced from 9 exons. Gene Ontology annotation, cellular component: cytoplasm; lipid droplet; membrane. The record is from RefSeq and is a predicted model, not a curated record. Gene Ontology annotation, molecular function: triacylglycerol lipase activity; retinyl-palmitate esterase activity. NCBI's taxonomy places the organism in Eukaryota, Metazoa, Chordata, Lepidosauria, Squamata, Anguidae.